UAAACGCCAAGCACACAACAUUGGCCUCCUGUUGCCAUGGCGCGAUUCCAACUGCUGCCAAUGUUGACGGUAGUUUUCGGGGCUGGAGUGUUGACUGCGGUUUCGGCCGCCUUGGUAACGAACGAUGUGCAUCUUCCGGAGGAACAGAACACCCGUCGCCAUCAUUCGUACCAGAAAGAUGGACAACCGCACAUGAAGGCAUCGUAUCUGGAGUCGGUCACAACUAGCCCACCCUUUCAGCUGGAACACCAGCAAACGGAAAAGGACGCACGCGAGUUUGUGGCCAACAUGACCGAUGCCGAUAUGCUUGUCCCGAGCUGGUGCAAGGAGUGCAAUGCCACCAUGAUGCAUUAUUGCCGCACGUCUCGAUUCAUAAACGAUCACUGUUGCUGUGAAUAUUCGCACGACGGAGAGAAACUGCCACAGAUUCCCCACACCUGCCAUCGCCAGUUGCAAGGGGAUUGCGAGGUGAACGCCGGAUCAUGCGGAAAGUAUCGCGUGAUCAAAGAGUGCUGCUGCGAUCGGGCAACGAAGCAGGAGUAUAAAAAGAAACUCUCAGCCGGGUCCAGUAUUGGACCAACCAGGAUUUUGCUGUUGCUUCUUGUACUAGCCUGUGCCUUCACCUGUUGCGCUCUACUGCAUCUGUACAAUUAGGCAGGCAGUCACCAAGUCAACAGAAACCUCGUACUUAAGUGACCUUACAUUCGUUGGCGCUAAAUUUGGCCUCAAAAUCACUCCUCGAAAUUUUCAAUUUUGUCUGUACGAAAUCAAUUUUGUAUAGCGGGUAAAACAAAAAUUCAUCACGUAGAGACAAAUAUUCAUGACUUCGAGGCAACAUUUAGCAGUGACGAGUACACCCAUUUGGUUCUGAAUGACUGGAGGAUAACCCAAAAGGAAAAUUCAUUAAGCUAUCUCGCUCUGCCUAACCAACAAUCAAACCUGCCAAAGCGAGAAAGCAUGUUGUUUUUUCCAUUUGGGUUAUGAGCAAGAGAUUUCGCAUACCGGUAUAUAUUAAAGGGUAUAUAACAUACAGGAUGAUGCAUGUAGAACUACUGGAUUCUGGAUACUGGAUCUUCACUACGACCUACUACCAUUAUAUCUGUAACGAUUAUAAAAACACGGCUUGUCGAACCAUACAAAGGUGUUGGCAUGCAAGUUCGAAAUGGCUUACUAGAUCUGAGCUAUGUAAUGAUCUGUAUCCUAUACUAACUCUGGACUAUUAUUCUGGACCCCUUGUUACGAACCUCGUACGGAUAAUUCAAACGGAAAAGUCAACACACAUUCUCGCUCUGCCUAACUAACAAUCAAACCUGCCAAGGCAGGGUCGGGUUAUCCAUUACAGAUUCGUAAUAAGGGGGUAUGCCAAGGGAUAAUUCAAUAGGAACAAUAUUUUAUCGAAAAAGAAUAGAUGUUCAUCAUUCAGAAUGUAACGUUUGCAUUCCUUUCCGGUUUCAUUAUGGAAAAAAAUUGUAUCUAUAAUUCGUAUCGCACUGUGGAUAGCGUUGGUGUUGAACACCAGACACGGUUAUGAAUGAUGUGGAUAUAUUUGUUUGUUGGCUAGUGCAUAUGUAAGAAUCAUAGCAAAACUAUGAAAUCGCGAUGAAGAUGAAUUUAAUUCGGAGACAUAUUACUAUCAUCGAUAUUGUCCCCAGCUACCAUUUUAAAGGAAAAACAUGGUAAUAGGAAGUUAAUAUAAAUGCAAAACACAAACUAAUUAACAAAGUAUGGUUUUUUUAAUUUUCGGAACAAAUGUGAAACACAUAAACACAUUAGGAACAUAAACGCUAUGCACAGUUAUUAGUUUUAAUUAAUGCUAACAAAAUGAAUGGUUUGUGAAGUGACAGCUAAGGUACAUACCAAAGGGGCGAUCAA
Anopheles moucheti is the source of this 1872-nucleotide messenger RNA. RefSeq lists its product as uncharacterized. Bases 37 to 654 code for a protein of 205 amino acids. NCBI's taxonomy places the organism in Eukaryota, Metazoa, Arthropoda, Insecta, Diptera, Culicidae. The record is from RefSeq and is a predicted model, not a curated record. The transcript has 3 exons.